GUGUGUGUGUGUCUAAAAAUGAUGUGUACGCAAUUGCGUACUUGCGUAUAGGCAGCUACGCGCCUGAAUGAAAACAUCUAUCAUAUAUAAGAAAAAUAUAUACGGUGUCUCUUACAAGGUACCGUAUUUUCAAGCAUUUCCUUGACCCAGACUAAUCAUGGAUACAAUGUAAACAAUAUGGCGAAUUCAGGGAGAUGUUCGUAUGUAGACGAUUAAUUUCUUUCACAUAAAAGAGAAAGUAAAGUGUCCAGGAUCAGGCUUCUGUUCACGUAGGGCGUGGCUCAACAAUGGUGCUCUAUCAAAACAUCAACGUGGGACAGCGAGUGGAGGUCAAGCUGGGUAACCUGGUAUUCCGAGGAGUGGUCAAAUACAAGGGGUCAGUCAUCAAUAGGCAGGGAGACUGGGUGGGCGUGGCACUGGAGCGAGCAAUGGGAGAGAAUGAUGGCAUGAUACUAGGUAGAAGAUACUUCCAAUGUCUUCCAAACCACGGGAUAUUUGUCAGAGCGAACAGCAUCAGAUUUAUUCCCCUGAUUAGAUGCUUAUACAAUAGAUACCACAAAGUGUCAGACAGAUCGUAUGUUGAAGAGCCACUUUUCAGCUCAACUGUCCCUAAGACGGAUCCAGCACUCAUCUCUAGUCAGUAUCAGGACAGGGUCAGAGACAGCUUCGCCUUUGACGAUUCUCUGUUCAGUGCUAAGCGAUUUCCAUUACGUCAUUCGGUCGGCAACCACAUCCCCGCUGCAACGAUGAAGCGCGCCAAAACUGCAAUGGCGUCGUUUCGUUACUUAACCAGUCCGAUCCACAGUGAAUACGACAUUGAGGAGGAAUUCAUCAGUACCCCCACUAUCCCCAAGACUCAUAUGCCGUACUCAGCUCUCAGCCGACAAGUGAGACGGGGCUGGGAGGGCACACACUACGUCCGCGAGAUGAGCGUGGGAACGGGACGAGACUCCAUCAAGUACUCCACGUGGAACGAUAUCUCACCGUGAUCACGUGACCAUAUAGCAAAUGGGCUCUCUAGAGUAGAGACGUAUGGCACAGGACGUCGUGUACAUGUCAACAUAUAACGACAUGUCAUGGUAACAAAAAUACACCAUAUAUCUAAAAAUAGGAAAUGUUUCUUGUGUAGUUACUGUAAAUAUACCUCAUAUGUUGGGAAGUACACGGCGCCCUGUACCUAUGUAGAGUUAGAUAAUUCUGUUAGUUCUUCGCAGACUGCUAUGAUGUAUAUAUACAGAUUAAGGAUGUUAUUUUAUACUUAUGAGACUAUUUAUUUGUAGUUACUAAUAGUCUAGUCGUUUAACAAUGCACAUCUGUGAUAGUACUGUGUACGUAAGCAUCAGGUGGGAUGACCUUUUAUAAGGAAUUUCAGUAUUCACAUCAUCAUUGUUUAGUGAAAAUGUAACUUCAGUCAGUUUAUUUCUAGUUAUGAGUGAUUUAUAGGAGGUGUGAUUUUAAAUUUAAGAGGUGAAGAAAAUUAAACAAAGGGAGAUGAAUUUAGAAGAAAACAAAUGAUCACAUGCUGUAUGUUUUAUUCUGUUUCUCACGUGUGAUUCUACAUAAUUCCUAAAUAGAAAUAAUUAAUUCCAGAAAUUUUGAUGUAUAGUAGUGUACUAGUGUUUAGUGCGACAUAGCGUCUUUCAUCUCCUCGCGUGCAAAAAGGACGGCGGAUCCAAGAUUUUUCAAGCCAGAGCUGAGGGCCUGGACAAUUCUCUGGUUAAGUAGCUCUGUAAUCAGUAAAAAGCGUGUUAAUUUCAUUGUUAGGCAUAUUAAAAAAUGUGUUGUAUUUUCACAUAUCUGUCUGAAGAGCCAUUAAAGGCAGUAAAUGAU
Messenger RNA from Ostrea edulis (European flat oyster), 1830 nucleotides. RefSeq lists its product as uncharacterized. NCBI's taxonomy places the organism in Eukaryota, Metazoa, Mollusca, Bivalvia, Ostreida, Ostreidae. The transcript has 6 exons. Gene Ontology annotation, cellular component: cytoplasm; nucleus; microtubule plus-end. Bases 288 to 989 code for a protein of 233 amino acids. Gene Ontology annotation, biological process: cytoplasmic microtubule organization. Gene Ontology annotation, molecular function: microtubule plus-end binding. The record is from RefSeq and is a predicted model, not a curated record.